UCUGUAUGGCACAGUUGGUUACACACUGAGAGCUCAUCAAUGGACUUGGAAGCUAAAGAUGAAGAGGAAGAGAGUCUGCAAACAGCUUUCAAAAAGCUGAGAGUGGACGCAGUAGGAUGUAUUGCAGCUCUGUCUGUGGGCGACGGGACGAUUCUCAGAACACCGAUCAGAGCAGCCGUGGAUGGAGCCAAGCAGCAGACUGUCUGCUCAAAGGAAGCCUGGCAUGGGUGUGUGAGAAAGCCUUCCAGAGGAUCGGCACGAGUCCCACGUCGCAGACGCUCCAAGUCUCCCGUCCUGCAUCCUCCCAAGUUUACGUAUUGCAAUGUGAAAGCCAGCAACCAGCUGAAACACAAAACCCAGGCGGACACGUCCAAGGGCAGCGUCAGCUCAGACGUUUUUGUUACAGCAGAACACGGUACGAAGGACGGGCACGAUUCUCACCUUGAGUCCAGCAAUGACAGAACUGAACCCUUGGAAGCUUUCACCGCUGAAGAGCCUUUGGAGAAGUCGAGGGAGAAUUACCCUGCUCUCUCGUCCUUUGAAACUAGCUUGCAUUCUAGCCAAACCUCGGAUUUCCAGUCCCUAUCCAUGCUUAGCAAUGGCAAGCAGUGCCCUUGUACGGACAAGAAAUGCCAGUGCAAACAGUGGCGAGCCAUGGAAGUGUACUCUUUCUCUGGCUUACGGAGCGUCCUGUCGGAAUGCGAAAAGGCAGUCCUAGAGGUCCAUGCCCAGUCUCUUCAGAAUAGAUCCCCUUGUGGGACAGCCUCAUCGGGUUCUCCUAGAUCUUGCUCUGAGCAAGCUCGAGCCUUUGUGGAUGAUGUGACUAUUGAAGAUCUUUCUGGAUACAUGGAAUACUACUUAUAUAUUCCCAAGAAGAUGUCUCACAUGGCAGAAAUGAUGUACACCUGA
This is a messenger RNA of Eurypyga helias (sunbittern), 909 nucleotides long. RefSeq names its product oxidative stress responsive serine-rich 1 (gene OSER1). Bases 40 to 909 code for a protein of 289 amino acids. NCBI's taxonomy places the organism in Eukaryota, Metazoa, Chordata, Aves, Eurypygiformes, Eurypygidae. The record is from RefSeq and is a predicted model, not a curated record. Gene Ontology annotation, biological process: cellular response to hydrogen peroxide. The transcript has 3 exons.